Rhinichthys klamathensis goyatoka is the source of this 796-nucleotide messenger RNA. Its product is annotated as EEF1A lysine methyltransferase 3-like. NCBI's taxonomy places the organism in Eukaryota, Metazoa, Chordata, Actinopteri, Cypriniformes, Leuciscidae. Bases 134 to 796 code for a protein of 220 amino acids. The record is from RefSeq and is a predicted model, not a curated record. Gene Ontology annotation, biological process: peptidyl-lysine methylation. The transcript has 3 exons. Gene Ontology annotation, cellular component: cytoplasm; cytosol. Gene Ontology annotation, molecular function: protein-lysine N-methyltransferase activity.
UGUUAAAAGCUUUACUCUUGAACUAAACGAGGAGACUAACCGCGUCCUCCAGCUGUUGUGAGUGUUAAAAGCUUUACUCUUGAACUAAACGAGGAGACUACUGUCCUCCAGCUGUUGUGUUUCAGAGACAGCGAUGAUGAACGGAGACCCGGAGUUCUCCAUGUUUCCAGCAGACAGUCGCUUAUUUGAGGACUCGUUCAGCGCGGAAAACACUUACCGAGUUUCUGGACAGAACAUCACAAUUCAUCAGCAUUACUGCGCAAACCUGGGCGUUUCUGCGUCAGUGUGGGACUCCGCUCUUCAUUUAUGUCAGCUCUUUGAGAAAGAGUCUCUGGAUCUCAGUGGGAAGCGGAUAAUAGAGUUGGGAGCAGGAACGGGUCUGGUUGGAAUAGUGGCUGCACGAUUAGGAGCCCACGUGACCAUCACAGACUUGCCUUUGGCCCUCGCUCAGAUCGAGAGUAACGUUGCAUGUAACGCUCCUCUCUCGGGCUGGCCCUCGGGCGCUCCUGCUGUGUUCCCGCUGUCAUGGGGCCGGGACCUCGACUGCUUCUCCUCCGGCUGGGAGUUUGUGCUGGGAGCUGAUAUCGUCUACAUGCCGGAAACCUUCCCUCUUCUCGUGGACACACUGGUCCAUCUGUGUAAGGACGGAGCUGUGGUGCUCCUGGCGUCCCCGAUGCGCAGAGAGCACGGCGCUCAGGACUUCUACAGCCGGGUGUUGCCAGAGGUGUUCGAGGUGGAGCUGGUGCAACGAGAUCCUGAGAGCAAUAUCAACAUUUAUAAAGCCACUUUGAGAUGA